Aegilops tauschii subsp. strangulata is the source of this 1013-nucleotide messenger RNA. RefSeq names its product mitotic spindle checkpoint protein MAD2. Gene Ontology annotation, biological process: mitotic spindle assembly checkpoint signaling. The record is from RefSeq and is a predicted model, not a curated record. NCBI's taxonomy places the organism in Eukaryota, Viridiplantae, Streptophyta, Magnoliopsida, Poales, Poaceae. Gene Ontology annotation, cellular component: cytoplasm; kinetochore; nucleoplasm.
GCAUCCACCAAAUCGACCGAUCCAUUUCGAAAACGCGACCCGACUUCCCAAUUUCCCCAUUUCCCGUCCCCAUUCCAUAGCCCAGCCGCCGCCUCGCUGCCCGUUGCUCCCCUUUCUUCUUCCCCCGAGAGCCAACUCCUCGCCCGCCGCACCCACAGCCGGAGAGAGAGAGAGCGCGAAGAAGGCAAAGCGCCGCCGCGAGGACGACCGAGGCCGAGGAGUGAUGGCGUCGAGGACGGCGUCCAAGGACAUCAUCACGCUCAAGGGCUCCGCCGCCAUCGUCAGCGAGUUCUUCGGUUACGCGGCCAACAGCAUCCUGUACAACCGCGGGGUGUACCCGGAGGAGAGCUUCGGCAAGGUGAAGAAGUACGGCCUCCCCAUGCUGCUCACGCAGGACAAGGCCGUCAAGACCUUCCUCACCAACCUCACCUCCCAGCUCUCAGAGUGGCUGGAGGGUGGGAAGCUGCAGAGGAUUGUGCUGGUCAUCAUGAGCAAGGCCACCGGCGAGGUGCUCGAGCGCUGGAACUUCAACAUCAUCACUGACGGCGAGGUCGUCGAGAAAGGGGCGGUGAAGGAGAAGAGCGACAAGGAGAUCAUGAGGGAGAUCCAGGCCAUCAUGCGGCAGGUCAACUCCUGCAUCUCCUUCCUCCCCUGCCUCGAUGAGCCAUGCAUAUUCGACGUGCUGGCCUACACCGACUCGGACACCACCGUGCCCUUCACCUGGAUGGAGAGCGACGCCAAGCUCAUCGAAAACCCGCAGAUGGUGAAGCUGCACUCGUUCGACACCAAGAUCCACAAGGUGGACACGCUGGUGUCGUACAAGGUGGACGACUUGGACGAGCAGUGACCUGUGGGUGUGACCCAGAGCGUCCAGACAUCCCCUGUAGGCGUGAAGCUCUGUGUGAAUCGUUCAUUCACGUCUGGCCGUCGUUAUCGUACUGUUGCCCCCCUGCCUCUACCAAAACCUGUACUGUUAUUUCUCAAAAAAAAAGUACUGUUAUGUUAUACCUGAA